Psilocybe cubensis is the source of this 1161-nucleotide messenger RNA. RefSeq lists its product as uncharacterized. The transcript is spliced from 4 exons. NCBI's taxonomy places the organism in Eukaryota, Fungi, Basidiomycota, Agaricomycetes, Agaricales, Agrocybaceae. Bases 1 to 1161 code for a protein of 386 amino acids. The record is from RefSeq and is a predicted model, not a curated record.
AUGGGUAAAGAGAGACAGGUCACCGUCGACGAUUUUCUCGAUCGCGAGUUCAAGCAAUGGGAAAAGGCACACGUCAAAAUGAAGGACGCACCUCCACCAGACGGGCACGACUACCUAAAACACGCCAACAACCUUCUGGCUUUGCUGGAGGCCGUAGGAGUUCCAGAUAUCAACCCUAGCGCGAAAUUGGUAAUGACAAGCUUCAAAGCUGCAGUUGCUUUUGAGCAGGACCGGAGAGAGAACGACGCGCGUGUUACAGCUGUUUUUCUUGCUCAGACAGAUGUAAUGCGCGUGUUGCUGGAUGUCGAUGGUCUUUCGAACAAGCGUCGUAAUCGGUCGAACACCGAAAUGCUGAGAUCCGAGGCUACUCUGAACGACAUCUUAUUAGCAGUUCAGAAAGAAAUCAAGGCGUUCCGGCUCGAACUACAGCAAACCCUCUCUAUCCAAGUCGCAUCCAAUGUUGAGGAUCUUGUAGCGAAAAUGGACACCGUGCUCUCGCGGUUCUUCACGCCCAAAAGCGACUGGGAAAAGAAUUUAGACGUUAAAACACGCAACCUGGGAAGUCCUAGUACAUGGAUACAGAAUACAAGCACCCUGCAAUCUUUGAUCUCGGACACGAAUGACCCAUCUAUGCCCCUCCCUGCCCCAGCUUAUGAGGACUCGAGCGCGAGUAUGUCGAUGUCGUUUGGUACGGAGAUGCAGCUGUCGAAUAUUAAGAAGGAGCUGCAGCUUUCGGUGGAUGAUCUAUGUGACAAGAACAUGGAUAUGUUCGAGUUGAAGCUUAGUUUUCAUACCCAGCAAAUGGAGAAAGCAAUAGCAGAUUCGGCAAUUUUGGUGAUUCAGUCACUUUCUGGACCCUGUGAUCGGGUAGUUAACGAGGUGAGCAAUUGCUUUUUUCAUAUUGUAUUAGGUUUAAUUGAUUAUAUUCAAGGACUUGCGCCAAUUGUGGAAGGAGACGGCAAGUCCAUUAUGGCUCAUCACAGUAUCGUUCAUACUAACCAAGUACAGGACUGGAUUUUCUGCGUCGAAAACAAAUUCUUCAUAAGCGCCCUAUUCGAAUUUUACCUCGACCGAUUCUCGACCAACAGGCACAUCCCCGCCUUCAAUAAAAAGGACAAUACUGACUCGGCCACUGAUUCCAAAAAGUCGGGGUACAGUUGA